Messenger RNA from Pogonomyrmex barbatus (red harvester ant), 4821 nucleotides. RefSeq lists its product as uncharacterized. Gene Ontology annotation, molecular function: heme binding; peroxidase activity. The record is from RefSeq and is a predicted model, not a curated record. Gene Ontology annotation, biological process: response to oxidative stress. NCBI's taxonomy places the organism in Eukaryota, Metazoa, Arthropoda, Insecta, Hymenoptera, Formicidae.
UACACAUAUACAUGCCUUGAAAAAAAAAGACUUGUGCAAAGCGGCUACUCUCUCUUCAUCUCAAGCUGGCCCAGCGAGCCUGCGGAUACAGGAAGGAGAGGAAAAAUAAGCAGCCUGGUACUGCUGUGUAUAUUGGUAAUCGUUGUGCCAGCACUUUUGUCGACAGUCAGCCAAUUCGAUAUUUCCGAAUACAUUUAUGGAAUAGAUCAUGAUUUGCAAGCGAGAGCACGUUCGGCCAUCGAGGCGGAGAGAUUCGCCUAUCGAUCGCAGGUGAACAAGUUACAGCCGGUGAACGCAACAUGCAGAGUCCGGUCAGAAAGACCCUGUCCACCGAGUAAGUACAGAACGCCUUCCGGUGCUUGCAACAAUGUGAGACAUCCCGCCUGGGGUGCCAGAGGCUCCCCGUUCCUCAAGUUACUACCAUCGGAGUAUUCGGACGGCCUCUCGAGACCACGUCAGUCGAUGGGUACUCACAGUCUACCUGCACCGAGCGACGUCGUCUCCAGGAUCCUGACGUCCACCUCGAAGGUAGGAAGCCACGAGGGCUUGACUAGUCUGUCCGGGAUCUGGUCGGAGCUGGUGCUCCAGGAUAUCGCCGCCACCGUACGCUCCUUGGGUCCCGAGGAUAAAUGCUGCUCCGAGACGCAGCAGCAGCAGCAGCAGCAGCAUCCGGAGUGCUACGAGAUGCGCGACGAAAGAUUCGGCUGCAGAGCCUACUGGCGAUCGGUGCCGAGUUUAACGGUGCACGGAUGUCAGUUCGAGACGAGGGAGCAGAUGAACGGCGUCUCGGCCUAUCUGGACGGUUCCGGUAUCUACGGCGCGACCGACGACAAGGUGCAUCUGCUUAGGACGUACGACGACGGCAAGGUCAAUCUGAGCGCCUGCGAGCUGUGCAACCAAGCUGAACAAGAUGUGCUCGGUUCGCUGCAUCGGGUAUUCCUAAGCGAACAUAAUCGCGUGGCGGAGAAGCUGGCGGAGGCAAACGUGCACUGGGACGACACGAAGAUUUUUCUGGAGGCACGUCGCAUCGUCGUCGCUCAACUUCAGCAUGUCACCCUCAACGAGUACGUGCCGGCAAUAUUGGGGGAGGCGCAGAUCGAUCACGCAGAUCUCAGACCGCUCGCGAACGGCUUCUACACUGGUUACUCCUCGUCCAACAAAGCUGGUACAUACGAUGCAAUCGCCCUGGCGGCUUUACGCGCUCUUGUAUGGACGCGCUCCAAUAAAAGCGGAGAUCUCCCGGCUCACUUCAUUUAUUCUGCAAAUGGCGUUGGUCUCGCAGCCGCCCCGGACGCAGCCGCCUGGUCCAUACAUGUCGCACGAGAUCACGGAGUACCUGGAUAUGUCAAAUUCUUGACUGAAUGUUUGGGAGAAAACGUUAAGAUCGAAAACUUCACGAAUCUAGCGAGAGUAAUGCGACCCGAGCACGCGCAGCAGUUAAGUACGAUUUACGCGAAUCUGGAGGACGUGGAUCUUCUCGUGGGUGGUAUUCUGGAGACUCCGGUCGCAGGCGUCGCUGUGGGUCCAACGUUCGCGUGUCUUCUCAAGAAGCAGUUUCUGACAAUGAGAAAUUCCGACCGCUUCUGGUACGAGAACGACAUCCCGCCAUCGGGUUUGACGGCGACGCAGCUGGCCGAGAUCAGGAAGAUGUCUCUCGCAAACAUUCUGUGCGCCAACACCAACCUCCGCAGAAUUCGCUUUCAACCGAGGCUCUUCAUUCAACAGGACCAAUAUCUGAACAACAGGAUUUACUGCGAGCAGUAUGAAGCACUGAACGUCGCGGCAUGGGCCGAAGAACCGUUGUCGUUCUCCACGGUGCAAUAUAACUCGAUAAGCAUGAGUACGCGCGAGCCGAAGCAACUUUUGCCGGAGAUCAGUCCGGAGUUGCUCGCCGCCGCGGUGAAGAGAGCGGAGGAGGAGCUAAUCGAGCGGAAGCAAUUGGAGUACAAUGCCUGGCUGGAGCAAAAAAUCGCCGAUCCGAAAUCGGCCGCCGGCACGGCGGCCAGCUUUUCUAAAGCCAACAAAGACGCUCUGCUGCUCGCCAAUUCAUCCAUCAUGUACGAAUUGGCCACGAACGAGAUCCUGAAUGGCGUGCACGGUCUCCGACGCAGGAGGCGCCAAGUCUUCGAGAAUACGGAGAACAUCCUGGGUUUCCCCAACUCGAACGAAUUCUCCGAUUUGCUGCAGAACGUCGACAUCUCCGGCUUCCUGAAUCAUCAUCACAAACCGACGAAUCACGAGGAGGUCCACUGUCCCGUGGAUGACUCCCCGUGUGAUCCAACUACGCCCUACCGAACUCUAUCGGGUCACUGCAACAAUCUGCGUAAUCCUAGCCUGGGCAAGUCGCUGACGACUUUUGCUCGCCUGCUGCCGCCUGCUUACGAGGACAACGUUUCCAAGCCGAGAAGCACUUCCGUCACCGGUGCACCUUUGCCGAACCCCCGUGUGGUCUCCACCGUCAUUCAUCCUGACAUAUCAAACUUGCAUAAUCGUUAUACUUUGAUGGUGAUGCAGUUUGCACAGUUUCUGGAUCACGACCUGACGAUGACACCCAUACACAAAGGCUUUCAGGAAUCGAUUCCCAGCUGUCGAUCCUGCGACUCGCCGCGUACCGUUCAUCCCGAGUGCAAUCCGUUCCCUGUGCCACCGGGUGAUCAUUUUUAUCCCACUGUGAACGUCUCGUCUGGUGCACGAAUGUGCUUCCCGUCGAUGCGAUCGCUGCCGGGUCAGCAGCACCUGGGCCCGCGCGAACAGGUGAAUCAGAAUACUGGUUUCUUAGACGCAUCAGUGGUCUACGGUGAGAAUUCGUGUAUCUGCAAUAUUCUGCGUGGCUUCAAUGGACGCAUGAACGUCACGGCGAAUUCAGGUCGUGGCAGAGACCUGCUGCCACAGUCGGCAACGCAUCCGGAAUGCAAGGCCCAAUCAGGGUACUGCUUCAUCGGUGGUGACGGCCGUGCUUCAGAGCAACCGGCGUUGGCGGUUAUGCAUACCAUGUGGGUGCGCGAGCACAAUCGCGUGAUGGAUGGUUUGCGCCAGGUGAAUCUCCACUGGGACGGUGAAAAACUGUUCCAAGAGACACGACGCAUCAUCAGUGCCAUGCUGCAGCACAUCACAUAUAAUGAGUUUCUACCCAGGAUCCUCGGCUGGAACGCCGUUAGUCUGUAUGGCCUUAAAUUAUUGCCCCAAGGCUAUUACAAGGAAUACUCGCCCACUUGCAAUCCCAGUGUCCUCAAUGAAUUCGCGACCGCAGCCUUCCGGAUCGGUCACUCAUUGCUGCGACCGCACUUGCCGCGCAUGGAUCGCAACUAUCAGAACAUCGAUCCGCCCAUCUUGCUGCGUGACGGAUUUUUCAAUCCGGACAUGCUCUAUCAGGAGAAUAUGAUCGAUGAGAUGAUACGCGGCUUAGUAACCACGCCGAUGGAGACGUUGGACCAAUUCAUCACUGGCGAGGUGACGAAUCACCUAUUCGAGCAACGUGGUAUCCCACACUCCGGCGUGGAUUUAAUAGCCUUGAACAUUCACCGAGCCCGCGAUCACGGGCUGCCGUCGUACAAUCACUACAGAGCGCUCUGCAAUUUGAAGAAGGCUACCACGUUCGAGGAUUUGUCCAGGGAAAUGGCGCCGGAAGUGAUAGCUCGUAUGAAACGCAUAUACGCCUCCGUGGACGAUAUCGAUCUGUUUCCAGGCGGUAUGAGCGAGCGGCCGCUUCAGGGUGGCCUAGUCGGACCCACCUUCGCCUGUAUCAUCGCCAUUCAGUUUAGACAAUCGAGGAAGUGCGAUCGUUUCUGGUACGAGACCGACGAUCCAAAUAUCCGCUUUACCGAGCAUCAGAUGGCAGAGCUCCGGAAGACCACUCUGGCCAAGGUGAUGUGUGAGAACAUGGACCACCAGACGGACAUGCAGAGAGCGGCAUUCGAUCUACCUAGUAACUUCUUAAAUCCACGUGUACCCUGCAGUUCCAUGCCCCACAUGGAUUUCGCUGCCUGGCGAGAAACCAGACAUGGCUGUCAGAUCGGCGGUAGAAAUGUCGCCGUCGGCGAAUCUGGUUUCCCUACGCCUUGUACCAGCUGCGUCUGCACCGCCGAAGGCACGCAAUGCGCUUCAUUGAGAGUCACGGAUUGCAAUCAACUUCUACGAGAAGCUUCUCGAGAAGCGAUUUUACGGGAUGAUGUCUGCACCGCUCAAUGUGGUUUCGUGUUGGCAGCCUCGGAGAGCAACGCGAGGCUACAACAGUUCACUACACCCAGCGGCUCAGGUUUCUCUGGUUUUCCAACACAUACGAAUAAUCUGAGAAGUUUAUCGACGCCAGUCUCAUUCAACGGCUUCAAGUUGCCCGAUCUCUCGCAAUUUAUUGGUUGAAUCAAAAGAGAUAGGAAGACUUAAAAUUCAUAACUCUUUGUUUACUGAUUAUUGUAUUGUAUGCAGGAAACACACUGCCUUUACUUCAAGAGACUGUACGACAAACGCGAUCCCAAAAUUUCAUAACCGGUUGGUCGUGCUCAAGCUCAAUACUAUAAAGAAUAAACAAAUACAGCGGACAGAGACAAGGAGACAGUAAGCAUAUUUUGAAUAUAUGCAUGACAUAAAAGAAAGAUAAAAGAAAGAGUACCUGUCGGCAUGUAAAUAUAGAUGAUAAGGCGCAUGUAUUUAGUUCACUGAAAAAGAACGAGAUCGCAUCGUCGAAAAAACAAAGGAGAGCGGAAAGACAUGCGAACGGGAUACGCGAACUUCUUGAAUUAGAGGAAGUAGUGAUGGUUUUAAAAUAUAAUUUCGAAUACGAUGAAAGCUUCUUCUCAACGAACUUUUGAAUAUUAUUCGAAA